UCCAUUUCUCUCCGUCCCCGCUGUGGCUCGCGCUUGUUUCUGUUUCGAUUGGUGUUCGUUUGUGGUUGUUUUGGUUUGAGCCGUAUCUGUUCGUUCGUUGCUUUUGUUAAUUCGGGUAGCAAUUUGAGUGGCGGAAAUGGAAGGACUCACUCUCACCGGAGUGCUGAGGAAGGCCGCCGGAGAGUUCCCCUCCCGGCGCGCCAUCUCCGUCCCCGGCCGACUCGAUCUCUCCCACGAACGCCUCCACCAACUCGUGGAUGACGCCGCCGCCCGUCUUGCCGCGGCCGGCGUCAGCCCCGGCGACGUGAUCGCCCUCGCUUUCCCCAACACCGUCGAGCUUGUGAUCGUGUUUCUGGCGGUGAUUCGCGCCCGGGCCGUGGUGGCGCCGCUCAACUCCGCUUACACCGAGGAUGAGUUCGUGUUCUACCUCUCCGACUUGGAGACAAAGCUGCUGGUGACCAACGCCGAGGGCAACGCGGCCGCGGAGGCCGCCGCGGCCCAGCUUGGAAUCCCCCGCGCCGCUGCAUCACUUCGCGACGCGUCCGGUACGCUCGAACUCUCACUCCCAGAUGGCGCGACGACGGCCGACGUUGCCGUCACCCCGCUCGCUGGGCGCGUUAACGACCCCUCUGACGUCGCGCUGUUCCUGCACACCUCCGGCACCACUAGCCGACCCAAGGGCGUCCCUCUGACCCAGCUCAACCUCGCGGCGUCUGUCAAGAAUAUCCGGUCAGCGUACCGGCUCACCGAGUCCGACUCGACCGUGAUCGUUCUCCCCCUGUUCCACGUUCACGGCCUGGUGGCGGCACUUCUGUCCUCACUCUCCGCCGGCGCCUCCGUGGCCCUCCCAGCCGCCGGCCGCUUCUCGGCCUCCACCUUCUGGGCCGACAUGCGUGCCUCCGGCGCCACGUGGUACACUGCGGUGCCCACCAUCCACCAAAUCCUCCUUGACCGCCACGCCAGCCGGCCCGAACCGGUCUACCCGAAGCUCCGCUUCAUCCGGAGCUGCAGUGCCUCGCUGGCGCCGGUGAUCCUGGAGCACCUCGAGGCGGCCUUCGGUGCGCCGGUGUUGGAGGCGUACGCGAUGACAGAGGCGGCCCACCAGAUGGCGUCAAACCCGCUCCCGGAUGACGGGCCCCGGAAGCCGGGCGCCGUGGGGCGUCCGACUGGGCUGGAGAUGGCGAUCCUCGACGAGGAGGGCGCUAGCCGCCCGCCGAACGUGCCCGGGGAGGUGUGCAUACGGGGCCCCAACGUGACCAAGGGCUACAAGAACAACCCAGAGGCUAACAAGGCGGCUUUCGCCUUCGGUUGGUUCCACACCGGCGACGUCGGCUUCCUCGACGCCGACGGCUACCUCCACCUCGUCGGCCGCAUCAAGGAACUCAUCAACCGCGGAGGUACGCAUCCAUCUCCCCCAAUUCCCAUCGUACCCUGCAUCCCGUUAUGCAAUCUCUCAGUCCUCGAAUCCCUUCAUCUUCUUCUCAGGCGAGAAGAUAUCGCCCAUCGAAGUGGACGCGGUGCUAUUGGACCACCCGGACAUCGCGCAAGGGGUGGCGUUCGGCGUGCCGGACGACAAGUACGGAGAGGAGAUCAAUUGCGCGGUGAUACCGAGGGAAGGGGCGGAGGUGGACGAGGCAGAGGUGGUGAGACAUUGCCGGAAGAACCUGGCUGCGUUCAAGGUGCCGAAGCGGGUGUUCAUCACGGACUCGCUGCCGAAGACCGCCACCGGGAAGAUCCAACGGCGGAUCGUGGCCGAGUUCUUCGUGCCUCCGGCCAAGGCGCCAAGGGCCGGCGCUUAAAACCCUCGCCAAUAACAUACGGCUAUCAACAACCAUGAAGCAUAAAAAAUAAAUAAUUAAUUAAUUAACUAUUAGAAAAAAAAAGAGGAGAAGAAAACGAAGGAGAUUAAGGAGUAUUCUUUGUAUUUUAUUUUUAAUCAUACUAUUCAAAUAUAGCUUAUUUAUUUAUGAA
Musa acuminata AAA Group (dessert banana) is the source of this 1971-nucleotide messenger RNA. RefSeq names its product oxalate--CoA ligase. The record is from RefSeq and is a predicted model, not a curated record. The transcript is spliced from 3 exons. Gene Ontology annotation, molecular function: medium-chain fatty acid-CoA ligase activity. Lineage: Eukaryota; Viridiplantae; Streptophyta; Magnoliopsida; Zingiberales; Musaceae. Gene Ontology annotation, biological process: fatty acid metabolic process. Bases 137 to 1837 code for a protein of 566 amino acids.